Chelmon rostratus (copperband butterflyfish) is the source of this 2324-nucleotide messenger RNA. It is a transcript of the gene uevld, whose product is annotated as UEV and lactate/malate dehyrogenase domains. The record is from RefSeq and is a predicted model, not a curated record. Bases 109 to 1521 code for a protein of 470 amino acids. NCBI's taxonomy places the organism in Eukaryota, Metazoa, Chordata, Actinopteri, Chaetodontiformes, Chaetodontidae. Gene Ontology annotation, molecular function: oxidoreductase activity, acting on the CH-OH group of donors, NAD or NADP as acceptor. Gene Ontology annotation, biological process: protein transport; protein modification process; carboxylic acid metabolic process. The transcript is spliced from 12 exons.
GUUAAUCCUGAAAGUUUGCGGAAGUUUGGUUUUAUAUGUGAAGUUAAAGUCCGUCGGCAAGAAGAUAAAAUCACGAAGACGCCUAAUUUUUUCGGUGCAAUUCAAUAGAUGGACCUCCGUUCGGAGAAAAUUCAGCGGGUCCUCUCUAAGUACAAAUUCCAUGAUGUUGCUGUUGAGGAGCUGCAGAAAAUCCAUCGCAUCUACCCUGGGAUGAAGCCAUCCACAGGCACAUACACAUUUACAGACAACACCCAAAAAGAUCUCCUGAAAUUGAUUGGCAACCUCCCUGUCCAGUAUGAAGGCCGCACCUACAACUUCCCCAUUCAGCUGUGGCUGAUUGACUCAUUCCCCUUCACUCCUCCCAUAUGCCUCCUGAGACCAACCCCUAACAUGGUCAUCAGGGUGGGCAAGCACGUUGACGUUCGAGGACGGAUCUUCCUGCCGGGGCUUCACAACUGGGAUUAUCCCAAGUCAUCCGUGGUGGAUCUUCUGACUGAGAUGAUUGCCAAGUUUGAGGAGGAUCCUCCGCUGUCCUCAAAGACCACAGGAAACAGUCAAGACCCUCAUGACCUUCUAACUUUUGUCUCCAAUCUCCAGAUCAGUGAUGGUUCAGCCAGACAUCACAAACAACCUCUCAACCAAGUCUCAGUGAUCGGGGGAGGAGAUUUAGGAAUGGCAUCAGUGAUGAGCAUUUUAUCGAAGUGUAACGUGGAUAAACUUGUUUUCAUUGACGUUGCUGAGAGUUCCACCAAAGGCGGCAGUACAGAUCUAGAGAUAUUCAAUCUGCCCAAAGUUGAGGUAGCCAAAGAUUUUGCAGCCUCUGCAGGGUCCAAGGUCGUGGUGGUGACAGCGAACGCAUGGAGCGGCGAGCAGUCCUAUGUCAGUGUGGUUCAGACCAAUGUGGACCUGUACAGAGGAAUCAUCCCAAAUCUGGCACGUCUCAGCCCCACAGCAGUCAUGCUCAUCGCUUCACAACCAGUGGACGUCAUGACCCAUGUCGCCUGGAGGCAGAGCGGCCUGCCUCCGACGCAGGUGAUCGGAGCAGGAUGUAACCUGGACUCAGAGCGACUUAGUCACAUUCUGGAUAUUAACCUGAACACUCACAAACUAGCGUGGGUCAUAGGAGAGCUUUCAGACAACAAAGUUGCUGUGAUGAGUAACACCGGGCUGAGCUCCAGUGCGCAGCCAGAGAUCGCAUCAGGAUCCAGCUCUACCAAACCAUUGUUAGACAGAGCGUUUGAGCUCAUGAAGAAUCGAGGCCAGCGCUCGUGGUCUGUGGGUCUGUCCGUUGCUGACAUCACAAACAGUGUCCUGACAGAUAAGAUGAAGACCCACUCUGUCUCCACACUGGCUCAGGGCUGGGGUGGCAUAGGUACAGAGGUGUUCCUCAGCCUGCCGUGCAUCAUGGGAUCAAAGGGUUCCACUCGCUUGGCUGGAGUGUCACUCGGACAGGAGGAAGACUCCAAACUGCGGGACAGCGUCUCCUCCCUUUCUAACCUCAUGAGUCAGCUCAGGAUAUGAAUUUUGCCUUAACUGAGCCGCCUGGGAGCAGCAGCUGCUGCUUACUGGCAGGGCAGUUUUCCAUUCAGCACCCACACUAGAUGGACUCUGCCUGUACCGACGUUUAAUGCAGUUUCAGUUAGCUACUUAAGACUGGUACUUAUAAUUACUGUCUUCAAUGUGCAGACUUUAAUCAUAAGAUUUGUCUCUAUAUUGUCCUUGGAUACUGUGUAUUAAAUGUGGGUUUAAGUAAUCAGAAAUAUCAAUGUGCAGAUUGCUCCGAGAAGUUAUUGUCUUUGUCUCUCACAAUUUGGAACAUGUUAAAUGAAUGCACUGUUGUGUUUUUUGAAAGUCAUGAAAUUCUAUGCAAAAGCAUCUCACAAAUAUUGUUGUUUAUUUUUCGGAUUAACUAUAUUUUUGCUAGGAACAGCUCAAGUUGAAUUUGGCCUACACUGCUUUUACUACAGAUGUGUGCUAAUGUCAUAAUAUAAUGUAUUUUUUUUAUACUAACCCAUACUUUAAUUUCUCUGGAGAAAAUCAAGAUGUUUGCAGAUGAAGUAUGAGGCAUUUAUAUUAUAUAUAUAUAGUAUAGGGUGCUGGUGUUGAGUCAUUAGAUUGCCUCAUUGAUGAAGUACAGCUCAUACACUUUCAUGGCCUUAUUAACCGUCAUAUUUAAUGACACAAAAAGCUUUGUGGAAUGACCAUAUAUUUAAGAUGCCUUUGCUCUUACUUUUGUUUGUGUGAAAUACUUUGCACAGCUUGAACCUAAGAUAUGUACAGUAAGACUACAUGAUUUUGUGGGGUGUGCAAUAAAUAUCUGAAAC